Molecule: messenger RNA, 7362 nt
Organism: Salvia splendens (bonfire salvia)
Lineage: Eukaryota; Viridiplantae; Streptophyta; Magnoliopsida; Lamiales; Lamiaceae
Product: glutamate synthase 1 [NADH], chloroplastic
Exons: 22
Coding region: 398-7021 (2207 amino acids)
Molecular function (GO): oxidoreductase activity, acting on the CH-NH2 group of donors, NAD or NADP as acceptor; flavin adenine dinucleotide binding; glutamate synthase (NADH) activity
Source: RefSeq, a predicted model, not a curated record
CAUUUCCUCGCCGAGGCUAUAUCCAUCCAACUCACCACCAGCUCGCGGCGGCGAUUUUCUACUGCGACCAUAUCUCAUCUACCCUAGAUACCGAUUGCACCUUCUCUAUAUAUUGAAGUUCUCGCCGUAGUCGUCAAAAAUAAGGAAUCUGUCUCAGAUUUUCGCUUAUUUAUAUCUCAGUUGCCUCAUCCGUCUCUGAUUUGCCUUGAUAAUUGUAUCGAUUUUGUUUUUCCUGGUCGGUUUCCUGAAAUUCUGGUUGAAUUGACCUGAAAUAUCGCUAGAUCUGAUACACGGACGCCUAUAAAUUUGUGUAAUUAAAAUCGAUACUACAGUAUAUAAUACAGUACAGUAUAAGAUAUAUAAAGAGGUUUUGGUGGAUUCGGGAACCACGAGAACGAUGUCGGCGGUGUCGGGAUCGGGGAUUCAUGUGAGAGGCGGCGGCAUGAUGAAGCCAGUCUGCGCGCCGAGCCAUCAACUGAAUGCGGUGGCGGCUUUAUCCCGUAGGGUGAGGGUGUCGCGUGCAUUUGCGUCGAAGCAUAGGAUGGUGAACCUGGACAACAGGUUUUUCAACGGCACGAAGCUGCGGAGCAGUGCCGGGAUGGAGAGGAUGCAGCUUUGGCAGACGGCCGGGCCGGUUCGGUCACCGAUGCUGCGGUUUGUUGCGAAGAAUUCGAUGUCUCUGGUGCCGGAGAAGCCGCUCGGGUUGUAUGAUCCGGCCUUCGACAAGGAUUCGUGUGGAGUCGGGUUUGUAGCGGAACUUUCUGGUGAAAGCAGCCGUAAAACGGUGACGGAUGCUAUAGAGAUGUUAGUGCGGAUGACCCACAGAGGUGCGUGUGGCUGUGAGACAAACACUGGAGAUGGAGCUGGAAUUCUUGUUGGCGUUCCUCAUGAAUUCUACAGAGAGGCUGCGAAAGAUGCUGGAUUUGAGUUGCCCCCACCUGGGGAAUAUGCAGUCGGCAUGUUUUUCUUGCCUGUUUCGGACAGUCGGAGGGAACAAAGUAAAAUUGUGUUCACAAAGGUGGCAGAAUCACUUGGGCACUCAGUUCUUGGGUGGCGUCUUGUGCCCACAGACAACUCAGGAUUGGGCAAGUCUGCUUUGCAGACAGAACCCGUCAUCGAACAAGUUUUUCUUACAGCCACUCCACGGUCUAAGGCCGAUUUUGAACAACAGAUGUACAUAUUAAGGAGGGUUUCUAUGGUAGCAAUCCGAGCUGCAUUGAACCUUCAGCACGGUGGGGUUAGAGACUUCUACAUAUGUUCUCUGUCGUCCAGGACUGUUGUCUACAAGGGUCAGCUGAAACCUGAACAGUUGAAGGAAUAUUAUUAUGCAGAUCUUGGCAAUGAAAGGUUUACGAGCUACAUGGCCCUGAUACACUCUAGAUUUUCAACAAACACAUUCCCUAGCUGGGAUCGAGCUCAGCCAAUGCGGGUCCUUGGUCACAAUGGAGAGAUAAAUACACUUCGAGGCAACGUCAAUUGGAUGAGGGCACGUGAGGGCCUUCUGAAAUGUAAGGAGCUUGGCCUCUCAAAGACUGAGAUGAAGAAGCUUCUGCCAAUUGUAGAUGCCAGCUCUUCUGACUCAGGUUCAUUUGAUGGUGUACUCGAGCUUUUGGUUAGAGCUGGUAGAAGUCUCCCUGAAGCUAUGAUGAUGAUGAUCCCCGAAGCCUGGCAAAAUGAUAAAAAUAUGGAUCCUGACCGAAGGGCUCUUUAUGAAUAUUUCUCAGCUCUGAUGGAGCCAUGGGAUGGUCCUGCUCUUAUAUCAUUUACCGAUGGGCACUAUCUUGGAGCAACAUUAGACAGAAAUGGGUUACGUCCUGGUAGAUUUUAUGUUACACACAGUGGCAGAGUUAUCAUGGCAAGUGAAGUAGGCGUCGUUGACAUCCCUCCAGAAGAUGUAGCCAGAAAAGGAAGACUUAAUCCUGGUAUGAUGCUUCUUGUUGAUUUUGAGAAGCAUGUUGUGGUUGAUGAUGAAGCCUUGAAGCAACAAUACUCACUCGCAAGACCUUAUGGUGAGUGGCUAAAGAGACAAAAGCUGCAAUUGAAGGACAUAGUUGAAUCCGUUCCAGAAUCAGACCGAACUCCUCCAGCGAUAGCUGGUGUUUUACCGGCAUCUUCUGAUGAUGAAGAUAUGGAAAACAUGGGAAUGCAUGGGAUUUUGUCACCAUUGAAGGCGUUUGGUUACACCGUGGAAUCUCUAGAAAUGCUUUUACUGCCAAUGGCAAAAGAUGGUAUUGAGGCCCUCGGUUCAAUGGGGAAUGAUGCUCCAUUGGCUGUGAUGUCUAACAGGGAGAAACUUACAUUCGAGUACUUCAAGCAGAUGUUUGCUCAGGUCACUAACCCUCCAAUAGACCCUAUUCGGGAGAAGAUUGUUACCUCCACGGAAUGCAUGAUUGGUCCAGAAGGCGAUCUGACAGAGACCACAGAAGAGCAAUGCCAUCGUCUGUCCCUGAAAGGACCUCUCCUAACCAUUGAUGAAAUGGAAGCAAUGAAAAAGAUGAACUACCGAGGUUGGAAAAGUAAAGUUCUUGACAUUACCUACUCCAAGGAUUGUGGUAGGAAGGGCUUGGAGGAAACCCUAGACAGGAUAUGUAAUGAAGCACAUGAUGCAAUCAAGGAAGGAUAUACGACUCUGGUGCUUUCUGAUCGAGUUUUCUCACCAAAGCGUGUUGCGGUUAGCUCCCUCUUGGCUGUUGGUGCCGUACAUCAUCACUUAGUGAAGAAGCUUGAACGAACUCGUGUUGCAUUGAUUAUUGAAUCUGCCGAGCCCCGAGAAGUGCAUCAUUUUUGUACACUUGUAGGAUUUGGUGCAGAUGCAAUCUGUCCUUACUUGGCCGUAGAAGCCAUUUGGAGAUUGCAAGUUGAUGGGAAAAUUCCACCCAAACCAACUGGUGAAUUCCACUCAAAGGAUGAGCUUGUCAAGAAAUAUUACAAGGCAAGCAACUAUGGCAUGAUGAAGGUUCUAGCCAAGAUGGGUAUUUCAACUCUGGCCUCAUAUAAGGGUGCUCAGAUAUUUGAGGCCGUGGGCCUGUCAUCGGAGGUGAUGGAACGUUGUUUUAUAGGGACUCCAAGCAGAGUGGAGGGUGCAACUUUUGAAGCACUCGCACUUGAUGCACUUCAGUUGCAUGAGCUGGCUUUCCCAACACGUGCUUUACCACCUGGUAGUGCUGAGGCUGUAGCACUUCCUAAUCCAGGAGAUUAUCACUGGAGAAAAGGUGGUGAGAUCCACUUAAAUGAUCCCCUUGCCAUUUCAAAGUUACAGGAGGCUACUAGAGCAAACAGUGUAGCUGCCUAUAAAGAGUACUCUAACCGUGUUCAGGAACUGAAUAAAUCAUGUAAUUUGAGAGGGCUUCUGAAAUUUAAAGAAGCUGAGGUAAAGGUUCCUCUUGAAGAAGUUGAACCAGCUAGCGAGAUUGUAAAACGUUUCUGUACUGGGGCAAUGAGCUAUGGUUCUAUCUCAUUGGAGGCUCACACAACACUUGCUGAAGCAAUGAACCAGAUUGGGGGAAAGUCGAACACUGGUGAGGGAGGUGAAGAACCAUUUCGUAUGGAGCCUCUUGCAGAUGGUUCACGAAAUCCAAAGAGGAGUUCCAUAAAACAGGUUGCCAGUGGAAGAUUUGGAGUUUCCAGCUAUUAUCUUACAAAUGCGGAUGAAUUACAAAUAAAAAUGGCUCAGGGAGCAAAACCUGGUGAAGGAGGUGAACUUCCAGGGCACAAGGUAAUUGGUGACAUUGCUGUAACUAGGAAUUCUACUGCUGGUGUGGGCCUUAUCAGUCCUCCUCCCCACCAUGACAUUUAUUCCAUUGAAGAUCUAGCACAAUUGAUUCACGACCUCAAGAAUGCAAAUCCUGAUGCACGUAUUAGUGUGAAGUUGGUUUCUGAAGCUGGUGUGGGAGUGAUUGCCAGUGGGGUCGUUAAGGGUCAUGCUGAUCAUGUUUUGAUCUCUGGUCAUGACGGCGGUACCGGGGCUUCAAGAUGGACAGGCAUCAAAAGUGCUGGUGUUCCUUGGGAACUUGGUCUAGCAGAGACACAUCAAACCUUAGUGGCGAAUGAUCUUCGUGGUCGAACUGUUCUUCAGACUGAUGGCCAACUGAAGACUGGACGAGAUGUAGCUGUUGCUGCGCUUCUUGGUGCGGAGGAGUUUGGUUUCAGCACUGCUCCCCUCAUAACGCUGGGUUGCAUCAUGAUGCGGAAAUGCCACAAAAACACAUGCCCUGUUGGUAUUGCAACUCAAGAUCCAGUUCUUAGGGAAAAGUUUGCCGGUGAACCUGAACAUGUCAUCAACUUCUUCUUCAUGCUGGCAGAGGAAUUAAGGGAGAUUAUGUCUCAGCUAGGUUUUCGAACACUCAAUGAAAUGGUUGGUCGUGCAGACAUGCUUGAACUGGAUAAAGACGUGGCAAAAAACAAUGAGAAGCUUAAGAACAUUGAUCUGUCCCUUCUACUUCGCCCAGCUGCUGACAUCAGACCAGAUGCUGCGCAGUAUUGUGUGCAGAAACAGGACCAUGGGCUGGACACGGCUUUAGAUAACAAACUAAUAGCUUUAGCUACUCCUGCCUUGGAUAAAAGUAUUUCUGUAUACAUUGAAUCUCCUAUAUGCAAUGUAAACCGAGCAGUUGGAACCAUGCUAAGCCAUGAAGUGACGAAACGCUAUCGAAUGGCGGGACUUCCUUCAGAUACAAUUCAUAUCAAACUUAAUGGAAGUGCAGGUCAGAGUCUUGGAGCUUUUCUAUGUCCUGGCAUUACAUUGGAGCUUGAAGGGGAUAGCAAUGAUUAUGUAGGGAAGGGCCUGUCAGGAGGGCGAAUUAUUGUAUACCCCCCUAAAGGUAGCAACUUCGAUCCGAAGGAAAAUAUUGUCAUUGGCAAUGUAGCUCUUUAUGGGGGCACAAAUGGGGAGGCUUAUUUUAACGGAAUGGCAGCAGAAAGAUUUGCUGUUCGUAAUUCUGGUGUUAAAGCUGUAGUUGAAGGUGUAGGUGAUCAUGGAUGUGAGUACAUGACUGGGGGCACUGUUGUAGUGCUGGGAAAGACUGGUAGAAAUUUUGCUGCUGGCAUGAGUGGGGGCAUUGCUUAUGUUCUUGAUGUUGACUCAACGUUCAGUUCUCGGUGCAAUCAAGAGUUGGUAGAUCUUGAUCCAGUGGAAGAUGAAGAUGAUAUUUUGAUGCUCAGAAUGAUGAUACAACAGCAUCAGCGUCACACAAACAGCCAAUUAGCUAGGGAUGUCCUUUCAGAUUUUGACUCUCUUCUUAAGAAGUUUGUCAAGGUCUUCCCUCGUGACUAUAAACGCAUUCUAGCAAAUAAGAAAGUGGAUGAAAUUUCAGAGAAGACCGCUGAAGUUGCAGCCAAAGAGGCUGAGGCAGAAGAAGCAGCAGAGUUGAAGGAGAAGGAUGCUUUUGAAGAGCUUAAGAAGAUGGCAGCAGCAUCUAUCAACGAAACUCCCCAGGUUGAGGAACAAGAACCAGAAAAGAGGCCAACUAGGGUUCCUGAUGCUGUCAAACAUCGGGGUUUUGUUGCUUAUGAGAGGGAGGGCGUUUCGUACAGGGACCCAACUGUUAGGAUGAAUGACUGGAAUGAAGUUAUGGAGGAAUCAAAGCCAGGACCAUUGUUGAAAACACAGUCGGCUCGCUGUAUGGAUUGCGGCACUCCUUUUUGUCAUCAGGAGAAUUCUGGAUGCCCUCUUGGAAAUAAGAUACCAGAAUUCAAUGAGUUGGUUUACCAGAACAGAUGGCGAGAAGCAUUGGAUAGGCUUUUGGAAACUAACAACUUCCCAGAGUUCACAGGUCGUGUGUGCCCUGCUCCUUGCGAAGGAUCUUGUGUACUUGGCAUCAUAGAAAAUCCUGUGUCUAUCAAAUCAAUUGAGUGCUCUAUCAUUGAUAAAGCUUUUGAGGAGGGGUGGAUGGUUCCCCGGCCUCCUCAGACAAGGACAGGAAAAAGUGUUGCGAUUGUUGGAAGUGGGCCUGCUGGUUUGGCUGCUGCUGAUCAGUUAAAUAAAAAAGGACACUCUGUGACAGUUUUUGAGCGCGCUGACAGAAUUGGUGGAUUAAUGAUGUAUGGUGUGCCAAACAUGAAGACUGACAAAAUUGAUGUAGUUCAGAGACGGGUUGAUCUCAUGGAAAAGGAAGGAGUGAAGUUUGUAGUUAAUGCUAAUGUAGGAAAAGAUCCACUAUACUCUAUAGAUCAGCUUCGUGAAGUGCAUGAUGCAAUUGUGUUGGCUGUAGGAGCCACAAAACCAAGGGACCUUCCUGUUCCUGGGAGAGACCUUUCUGGAGUCCAUUUUGCCAUGGAGUUUCUUCAUGCAAAUACAAAAAGCCUUCUUGAUAGCAAUCUUCAGGAUGGAAAGUACAUCUCUGCAAAGGGAAAGAAAGUAGUAGUGAUUGGUGGAGGUGACACUGGCACGGACUGUAUCGGGACAUCGAUCAGACAUGGGUGCACCCGCAUUGUAAAUCUAGAACUUCUCCCUAAACCACCAGCUACCAGGGCUCCAGGCAACCCUUGGCCUCAGUGGCCACGGGUAUUCCGUGUAGAUUAUGGGCAUCAGGAAGCUGCUACCAAGUUUGGUCAGGACCCAAGGUCUUAUGAAGUGUUGACAAAACGUUUUAUUGGAGAUGAGAAUGGAACAUUAAAAGGACUUGAGGUUGUGCGCGUCAGUUGGGAGAAGGAUGCCAGUGGAAGGUUCCAAUUCAAGGAAGUUGAAGGUUCCGAAGAAAUUAUUGAAGCUGAUUUAGUCCUGCUCGCAAUGGGAUUUCUCGGUCCUGAAGAGACGGUCGCUGACAAACUUGGAGUGGACAAAGACAACCGAUCAAACUUCAAAGCUGACUACGGUCACUUCUCAACCAAUGUUGAAGGUGUCUUUGCGGCUGGGGAUUGCCGACGCGGACAGUCACUGGUGGUUUGGGCAAUAUCUGAAGGCAGGCAAGCAGCUGCACGGGUUGACCAAUAUCUCCUUGGAGAUGAGAAUGACGGCACUGAUGGACAGGAAGGACUCACAAAGCAGCAGCAAGACAACAGGAGGCAAACUGUGAAGACAUAGUCUGCUUGUGAUAUCCGAUAAGCUGAACUGUGUUGUCGGAAAGCUGCUAGUUGGGGUGGUCUCUCUAUGAAUUCAGAACUGCAGAUGAUCCAAACUAACCAGAACAGAUGCCGAGGGAUGGGGGUUUUGAAGGGAAGGAGGAGGAAAGCUUAUGCAGUGGUGUUAAUAAGUUGGAAAUAUUAUUGUUGGUGUUGAAAGUGCUGGCAAGACUAUGCCAAGCUUUAUGGAAUAAGCAAUAUUGUACAGGUUCUCUUAUCUUUUAAGCAGUAAUCUAUCAUCAAUGUUGCUGAGAAUUUUACUUCAUUAUUCUUUUGCUAUUAUGAAGAACAAUGAUUUUAAAA